CCUAUUAUUACCGGACGCUAUUGUUUAUUACAAUAAUAAUAAUAAUUAUUUACUUUGAAUUGUUGAUUAUAUCCGCGAGUUUCUUCGUCGUUGUUGUCGUGGUGCGUGGUGGGGUCCGGUCCGACCGAGUUAGCAGGCGCUUUCCGCGGCAAGCGUUUUCAAGUUGGUUCCGAACGCCGAACCUGGUGCGCUUUGCUCUACACGUCCUGUCGCCGAACAAGUUACCGAUUGAGAACCGUUUUCCUUUAACGUGCUUUCGUUACCGAAUAUCCGUUUGCCGCGUGAAGUUUGUUCGUUUUUCCGGAGUGCGCGGAAAAUGUGUGGAAAAUUGUCGUAGUUACGUACCUGCAGGCUAAAGGAUUACUUACUACAUAGUGAAACUUUAAGACGGUGGAGCUUUUUGUGUUUCUUUUUACCUACCAAGAUUGUUAAUUAAUUAUUUAUCUACGUAGGUAGUGAUUGUCUUGUGUUUUUUAAAAAAACAAAAAACAAAAACAAUACUGUAAGAUGGCCGUAACAGCAGAAACGUCGCGCUGGUGUUUAACGACGACAACAGGUUUCUUCAUUCUCCUUUUCGUCGUUCAAGGAUCAUUAUCGGUAUUGGUCGAGGUAACACCUAAAGAAGUAGUAGCCCUUCCGGGUCAAAAUGUCACAUUCCUUUGUCGAGUGGGAGUCCCCAUCCAGUAUUGCCGAAUCGAAAUACCGGGGGAACAAACCCUUAACUUAAACCCAGCUCUAAGACCGAAAGGAGGGAUUGCUUACUAUGGGGCAGGUCUUCAAGCAGGUCAGUGUGGUGUCACGAUUGACCACGUCAAAGAAAUCAACAACGGUUUAAUAAAAUGCUCUCUGGGUAUUCAAACUGAGUACCAGGAACCGUUUGGAGAAAUGCGUCUCACCGUGGCAAAAGCCCCGCGGGCUCCACAACUAGAAAUAAGCACCGGUACUGAUAACACGAACAUUUACAAAGUCGGAGACGUUUUAAGGGCUUACUGUAUCGUAAGGGAUGGAAGACCCGUGGCCAAUAUUAGCUGGUACCUAGAUGACAUGCCAAUUUUAGAAGACCUGACAAUUCCUACAAUAACAGACAUGGCUAAAGAAGAAUUAUACUCGAUCGAGCAGAACCUUACCAGAACCUUGGUGCCAUCGGACAAUGGUAGGUCCCUCAGGUGUUUGGCAGAACACCCGGCUUUUCAAGGUGUCAACAACUUGGCCUCUCGUCAACUCAACGUCAAAUAUCCUCCCCUACCAUUGCAAAGUCCCAUUGACAAGUUUGGAUACGAAAUCGGGCAAAUGGGCAUUAUUUCGAUAGAAUUUGAAGCAAACCCUAAGCCUCACGUUGAGUGGACAAUAAGGGACAAUAGACUUAGAGAGGGUACCAGUGACAUAUCAGGGAGGAUUGAGGCAGAAGUGGUCGAGGACUUGGGUAAAGGCCGCUACAGAGCCACUUUGAGAAUAGCAGCCAUCUCUAAACAAGACACAGAAACCCAAUACGUCCUUACAGCAUACAAUGACAUGGGUUCACAGGAUUACAGCAUCCUCAUAUCGACCAGUCCGGAACCUGAAGGCUUAGAUUUGGGCAUCGCUUCCAUAAUUGGGAUCGUCGUCGCCAUCCUGAUCGUUAUCCUGAUCGUCUUCGUCGUCGUCUUCGCAAGGGUGACAGGGCGGUGGUGUUUUUCCGGAGGAGAGCGGGUUAUCGACUACACUGGGGGUGACAGCGGUGAUAGGUACCCAGAGGGAGUAGCCAGCGACGUGGUAGGUGGUAACGGGGUUGACAAUCCCCAUCAUCAAACCUCCCAAGAGUAUAUCAACGGCAAUCAUCCCGUGAAAGAGAAAAAGGGCGACACGCCUGUAUAAUAUUUUUAAUUUUUUUUUAACAUCUCCCAUAAGACUUUCUACUAUUUUUAAAAUAAACAGUGAAGAUGAUACAGAGUGUCAUCUAGGAGUAGUAAUACAUACUUACAUAAUUUUUUUAUUGUCAUGUUACCUUACCUUUCACCCCGCCGGAACUCUCGAAAAAAAAAAAAUUAACCCCGUUGCUGCCAUUUCAUUUUCUGACACUUUGUAAUCAAUCAGUAAUCACCUUAAUGUGUUUAUAUAUAUAUGUAAUAUAUACAUAUGAAAUAUGAUAAAUUUUUAAUACGGUGUUGCCUGUGUGUUGUCGCUUAGGCAAAUUGGAAAAAUAUAGAUCUCACUGACUGGUUUUUUCGUCAGUAAUUGUUUACCAUUUCGUGAAAUGGCGUGCAAUUGCUGCGAUUGUAAUUAAUUAAUAAAUGCGAUGUUAAAAAGUAAUCAUGAAAUUUAUUAUAUUAUAUUGCUGUUGCGAGAUAAAAUCAAAAUGUAUUUAUUUCUGUCACCAAUCGACUACUGCAAUCUUUCCCCCCUUCGAAAUCGUUAAGCAGUUUUUUGUACUUAAUGAAUUCAAUUGUAAUUUAAAGAUUAUGACUUUUAAGUGAUCACAGUAGGCAGGACAUAAUUAAAUUUAGUUACGAUGCGUCCAGCGAAAAUUUGGAGACAUCUUGUAUACUUGUAAAAAUUUAAUUUUUGUUUGUGCCUUGUUUCUCAUAACAAUUGUUUCAUUUUCUUUUAUUAUUUUCAUGUUUAAAAUUAGAUAUUAUUGUAAUUCAGUUGUUUCGUUCUUUUUUUGUUUCUUCAUUUUAAGUUCGCUCAAAUCAAAUCAAGUAAGUCGUUAUUACGAUUCAAUUAUUUCGUUUUUCUCUACUGUUUCAUUUUUUUGUUUUCAGCAAAGGUCUCUAAAUUUUCGCGCAAUUAAUCAAAUUUGUUUUUUAAUUAAGGCAUUCAUUCUUUCGUUCGUGCUCAUUUUUAUUAGGAUAAUAUAAUGACAUGAUUAUUAACUGCCAUAUACUAUUGUGAAUUUUUAAAUGUAAAUGUAUUUAACGAAUUAGGUCCUUUCUGACACUCGUUAGCGAUGCCAGGAUUUUUUUAAAAACGAACAUUAUUUUUUACCAAACGAACGAACGAACGAACGAACGACACGCUGACGGGUGUUGCAAAGUUCGAAACGCAAAAAAUGAAGUAAACCCAUUGUAACUGUCUAUAUGUAUAGAAAGCACCUGAAACUUUCACUUCGAUAUUAAUAUAAAAUUAAAAAUAAAUAAAAAAAAAAAUGAGACAUUCCAUUUUUCGUGAUAAUAAUCAAAGGAUUCUCAAGUAUUUUGUAAGUUCGUUAUUGUUAACCUAAGACAAUAAUUAGUUUAUUUUUAGUGAUACUUUCGUUUAAUUUUCUCUUUUUCGUUUUUUUUUGCACUCAUUUUUGCCUUUUGAAUAAUAAAAAGAAAACAAUGCACAUUCCACUUUCUACAUAUUUAUUGAGAACAAAAUAAGUGAACAAAUCAAUUUAAAUUAAUAAUAAUUGUAAUUGUAUAAAAUCUUUACUUAUCAUUAUACUCCUCUGUUCACAUGUAAUUACGUCUUAAAUCUAGCGUAAGUUGAACAUUUAAUUAUAUAAAUAUUGUUUUAUAAAUAAAGAUCUUUAAAUAACAACACUCUAGAUUUCUUCUUUUUUGUUCU
Messenger RNA from Agrilus planipennis (emerald ash borer), 3528 nucleotides. RefSeq names its product fasciclin-3. NCBI's taxonomy places the organism in Eukaryota, Metazoa, Arthropoda, Insecta, Coleoptera, Buprestidae. Gene Ontology annotation, cellular component: cell-cell junction. Gene Ontology annotation, biological process: cell-cell adhesion. The record is from RefSeq and is a predicted model, not a curated record. The coding region runs from base 508 to 1854 and encodes 448 amino acids. The transcript has 9 exons. Gene Ontology annotation, molecular function: cell adhesion molecule binding.